Messenger RNA from Aspergillus melleus, 1245 nucleotides. Its product is annotated as acetate uptake transporter family protein. NCBI's taxonomy places the organism in Eukaryota, Fungi, Ascomycota, Eurotiomycetes, Eurotiales, Aspergillaceae. The coding region runs from base 345 to 1244 and encodes 299 amino acids. The record is from RefSeq and is a predicted model, not a curated record. Gene Ontology annotation, molecular function: acetate transmembrane transporter activity. Gene Ontology annotation, cellular component: plasma membrane. The transcript is spliced from 3 exons.
AGGGUGGAUACUCUCAGCUUCUGAGUGGAAGAUCGUCAGCGGCUAUCAGGCUGAUCUCCGGGGUACUACCUGUGGCUUUCGUCUAUCGUGGAGUAUGUGGAUACCAAAUUCGUCUAUGUUUCGUUCCCGACAGAAGUGCCGCUGGGUACGAGUCUUUUCAUCAUCAUUUUUGGAAGAUCUUUGCGGAAUUGGGGAAUCUGGUCGAUAUUUUGAGGUCUCUCCGCAUUUUCUGUCUCUGGAGAGGCAACGGGGCCAGAAGGAUGGAUCUAUAUAGCUCAUGGCCCUCUCCAUCAGUGACCUAGCAAUCAUCAACCUUUUCGAACACAUUGUACCCGUCAGCCAAAAUGUCCACUCCCACAGAUUCCCCCGAGAAAUAUGACUUGAAAAACACCACCACCGACGCCAGCAACAGCGACUCGUCGCCUCCCCUGGCCCACGCCCAAACAAAUUAUUCUUCCCACAUUGACUAUGGCCAUUUCGGGCCCCUCGCCCAUGUCAACACCGCAGAGACCACGCUACCCGCCUUCGGUGGUGAAUUCCAGCCGGGUCUUUAUCGAUCCCCUAAGAACCGCAAGACGGCUAAUCCUGCGCCCCUGGGUCUUUGUGCUUUCGCUUUGACUACAUUUGUGCUGGGGUGUAUCGAGAUGAACGUGCGAUAUAUCACUGAGCCGAAUAUUAUUAUCGGUUUGGCUUUUUCAUAUGGUGGAUUAGUUCAGCUUUUGGCUGGCAUGUGGGAAAUGGCCAUCGGAAACACAUUCGGAGCCACCGUUCUCUCCUCCUAUGGCGGAUUCUGGAUCUCACUCGCCAUCACCUUCACGCCCGGUGGGUUCGGAAUCAUGAGCGCCCUAGAAGAAGCCGCAGAAGGAAAGCCCUCUAUGUUCUACGACUCAUUUGGCCUGAUGCUAAUGGGCUGGUUCAUAUUCACAACCCUCAUGCUCCUCUGCACGCUCAAAUCCACCUUCGCAUUCUUCACGCUCUUCUUCGUCGUCGACAUCGCUCUCCUCCUGCUGGCAGUGGGAUAUAUCCACCGCGGGGCCGACGGCGAGCCGAACAAGAACCUGAUGAAGUCGGGCGGGUUUUUCGCGUUGCUGGGCUCCUUCUUGGCCUGGUAUAAUGCUUUUGCGGGUAUUGCGGACGACAGUAAUAGUUUCUUUAUUGUGCCGGUGGUGCAUUUCCCGUGGUCGGAGAAGGGGAGGGAGUCGAGGCGCGCGAGGAAGGAGUCUGCUGCUGGUCAGGGGGCUUAGG